AUCGGGACGGCCGCGGCAGGAAGAGGUGGGACCUCAGUUCUCCUGCACCGGCUGGCUGCGGGCAGCUGGGCAGCGCUGCCCGGCCGCUGCGCCCCACGUGCUCGCGACUCGGAACCGGCACUGCCGGGCGUCCCCCGGGAAAGUUUCCUGGACUUGUCACGGAGGGUUGGAGCCUGUCGGAGCUAGGGGAUUGGCUUGCCCGGGGGAGCGCACGGCGGCGGUCUGUCCUUGUGAAGUGAUUGACAGCUGAAAACCUCCAGGUCUUCGAAACACUGCUGAACAGUCGUGAAAAACGAGACGCCAACUGUAGUUGAUAUUAAGAGCUCAGUUCCCCCAAAAUUAUAAAAGCAGGAAAACUCAAGACAAGGAAACCCAAUAAGGCCAGUGAUUUCAGCGAUAUGGCAAACUGGCCAACACCAGGAGAGUUAGUGAGCACUGGAAAAACCUUUUUGCAGUCUCAGAGUGUCAUCAGCCAAGGAAAUAAGAAGCCACAAAUUAGAAAAGAAAAAGAAGAGAAGGUUGAAAAGAGGAGUAACAGUGAGAGCAAAGAAAACCGGGAAACAAAAUUAGACGGUCCUGUUGAAAAUGUGAGUGAGGACGAGGCCCAGUCAAGCAGUCAGCGGAAGAGAGCUAAUAAACACAAGUGGGUACCACUGCACUUGGACGAUGUAAGACCAGAGAGUCAAGAGAGACCUGGAUCCCGGAACAGCUCUCGGUGUCAACCUGAAGCAAAUAAGUCAUCCCAUAAUAACAGGAGAAAUGACACACGAAGUUGGAGGCGAGACAGAGAAAAAAGAGAUGAUCAGGACGAAGUGUCCAGCGUGAGGAGUGAGGGGGGUAAUAUCCGAGGUUCCUUCAGAGGUCGAGGAAGAGGACGUGGACGGGGAAGAGGACGAGGCAGAGGAAACCCUCGAGUAAACUUUGAUUAUUCGUAUGGUUACCGAGAACAUGGUGAAAGGACGGAUCAGCCAUUUCAAACAGAAAUUAACACCAGUAUGAUGUAUUACUAUGAUGACGGUACGGGUGUACAGGUGUAUCCUGUGGAAGAAGCAUUGCUUAAAGAGUAUAUUAAGCGUCAAAUUGAAUAUUACUUCAGUAUAGAAAACUUGGAACGUGACUUCUUUCUUCGGAGAAAGAUGGAUGAGCAAGGUUUCCUGCCUAUUUCCCUGAUUGCUGGAUUUCACCGCGUUCAGGCUCUCACCACAAACCUUAAUCUCAUUUUAGAGGCCCUGAAGGACAGCACAGAAGUAGAAGUUGUGGAUGAGAAAAUGAGGAAAAAGAUAGAACCAGAAAAAUGGCCAAUCCCGGGCCCCCCUCCCAGAAGCGUGCCACAGACUGACUUCUCUCGGCUGAUCGACUGUCCGGAGUUUGUGCCAGGCCAAGCCUUUUGCUCACAUACAGAGUCUGCCCCAAAUUCUCCAAGAAUUGGAAGUCCACUGAAUCCAAAGAAACACACUGAAACAAGUCACCUUCAAGCAAUGUCUAAAGGUCUGUCUACCAGCUUGCCUGACUUGGACUCAGAGCCUUGGGUGGAGGUAAAAAACAGGCAUCGCCCAGUGAAAUUAAAGGAAUCAACACCUGUACCUGAGGAGGCAUCAGAUCGACUAUAUCUUCCAGAAGCAGAAGAACUGGAUUUCUUAUUUGAUGAGGAAAUGGAACAAAUAGAAGAACGAAAAAACACAAUUACUGAUUGGUCUGAUAACGAUUCAGAUUAUGAAAUUGACGACCAAGAUUUGAAUAAGAUUUUGAUCGUAACUCAGACGCCACCUCACAUGAGAAAACAUCCUGGAGGAGAUCGAACAGGCAGCGCCUUGGCUCGGGCGAGCAUCACCUCGGAGCUUGCCAAAGUGAUCAAUGAUGGCUUGUACCAUUAUGAGCAGGACCUGUGGACGGAGCAAGGAGGAAACACACCCGACGUCGCACAGCCAGAAGUUGAGAACUUUAAGAAGCUAAAUCUCAUUAGUAAAGAGCAGUUUGAAAACCUAACACCCGAGCUUCCUUUUGAGCCAAACCAAGAAGUUCCUGUAGCGCCUUCACAGUCCAGGCAAGAAAAAACUUUAGCAACAGUGGUCUGUUCGUUGCCCGCGGCGGUUCCAGAAUCUCCAAGGGAUAAUCCUGCAAGGACACCCAAGACCCCCCGAACACCCAGGCUGCACGAUCCUGACAAAACACCCAGAUUUUAUCCUGUUGUUAAAGAACCAAAAGCCAUUGAUCUACAGAGUCCCAGGAAGAGAAAGACGAGGCACAGCACAGACCCCCCUCUAGAGUGUCAUGUUGGCUGGGUCAUGGACUCCAGAGACCACGGGCCACGAGCACCCGCUGUCAGCAGUGCCAACACUCCGCCCCCAGGAGGGGUGCCGCUGGUGGGAAGCUGUGGAUGUGCUCCGCAUUCCUUCCCUAAGUUCCAGCACCCUUCUCACGAGCUCCUGAAGGAAAACGGCUUCACCCAGCAAGUGUAUCACAAGUAUCGUCGAAGAUGUCUGAGUGAGAGGAAAUGCCUGGGAAUCGGACAGUCCCAAGAAAUGAACACCCUCUUUCGUUUCUGGUCCUUCUUCCUUAGAGAUCACUUCAAUAAAAAGAUGUAUGAGGAAUUCAGACAACUUGCUUGGGAAGAUGCAAAAGAGAAUUACAGGUAUGGGUUAGAAUGUCUGUUCCGGUUUUAUAGUUAUGGACUGGAAAAGAAAUUCAGACAAGAAAUUUUUAAGGAUUUCCAAGAAGAAACCAAAAAAGACUAUGAAUCUGGUCAGCUAUAUGGACUAGAAAAGUUUUGGGCCUAUCUGAAAUAUUCUCAGUCCAAGACGCAGUCCAUUGACCCAAAACUUCAGGAAUACCUCUGUAGUUUUAAGAAGUUAGAAGACUUCCGUAUUGAUCCCCCUAUUGGUGAGGAAUUUGGAAGAAAAAGAUACUUGUCCACUUCUGGUGAGGAGAGCAACCGGCACAGACCCCCGUCUCAUUCUCCAAAGCCACUAAAUGCUGCUGUGCUUACAUCCACCAGUCAGCUCCUGGUGCCCGCCAACUCUCCCAGAGGGAAUUCUCCACAGGAGUUCAGCGACUCGCACCAGAGCCGUGCUGCUUCCAUCUCAAUGAAUGGCGAAGUGCCUGAGAAGUAGACUCUUAUGAAAGUUGUGUGUCCUUGAAAUCAACAUUACAUCAGUAUUUAUUUGGGAAAAAUCUUCUGAUGUUUAAUUGUGAUAAUCUGAAAAAGUAGAAAGGAAGAAAUAAGGUAGCAUCUUUUCUAGCAGGCUAAAUUCCAAAAACGUUUUCCCUGUUUUCACAAACCAGGAUAGUUUUGGUGACCUUUUGUAGACAUCUGCUAGUAAUGCAUUUUGGUCUCAGUAUUUCUUUAAAGCCAUUGUUUACAAGAACAGCAUUCCUUAAUAUAUUAAAAAGCAAUACAAGGAAUGCUUAACAUUUCAGCUCUUACUUCUUAAAGAAGAUAUAGUAUGUUGUAUUCAUCUCUUCUGUAGAGCUCUCUUAAAAAAUCCAGUUGCCCCACUACCAAUUCAUAUUUGAACUUAUCAAAACCAAAGGAAGAUUACGUAUAUGUUUUUUAAAUUCAGAAAAAGUAUAUGAAAGAUACAUUUUUCUUUUAGAUGUAUAGUUUAAAGGAAGCUUUUUAAAAAUUUUUUUAAAUAGAAGUGGAAGUAAAUGGCAAGAUUGUAGUUACAUUGAAGUCUAUGCACUUUUGAUGCUGGGUUUCAUUUUUCUCCCCCUUAGUCAGACCUCGUGGUUUUCACAGUUGUUGUGUUGGUGUGGAAUAAGCUGGUUAUAUAUUAGGAGAGAUUUAUUUUUUGAUUCCGUAUAAAUUUGCACAUGUAAUUGAAAACUGCAUUGGGAUUAGUUGGAAUAUUGUCUUAAAUAAAUUAAACCUCUGUUUUGAAUGCACAUGCUGUUUAUACAUCUGCAAAGUGGGCAUUUCACAGCAGUCAGAUUAUCAUCAAUUUAAAGAGUAUUUAGUCUUUUUCUUUUUGUUUCGUUCUAUUUUGUUUUAUGCUCAUAAGUGUUUUCAAGAGUUAUUACAAAUUGGUUUCUAAUUAUUAUUGCUAUUGUAACUUAUGUAAAUGAUAGUUUCAGUUUUGUGGGAUUGAAAAAUAAAGCACUUAUUCUGAA
Molecule: messenger RNA, 4110 nt
Organism: Marmota monax (woodchuck)
Lineage: Eukaryota; Metazoa; Chordata; Mammalia; Rodentia; Sciuridae
Gene: Larp1b
Product: La ribonucleoprotein 1B
Exons: 19
Coding region: 399-3110 (903 amino acids)
Biological process (GO): mRNA stabilization; positive regulation of translation
Cellular component (GO): cytoplasmic stress granule; cytosol
Molecular function (GO): RNA cap binding
Source: RefSeq, a predicted model, not a curated record